This is a messenger RNA of Rhagoletis zephyria (snowberry fruit fly), 1065 nucleotides long. RefSeq lists its product as uncharacterized. NCBI's taxonomy places the organism in Eukaryota, Metazoa, Arthropoda, Insecta, Diptera, Tephritidae. The record is from RefSeq and is a predicted model, not a curated record.
AUGUACGUAGACGAUAUUUUAUCGGGGGGAGAAUCUAUUGAAAGGGCGCAGGAACUUCAACGCCAAAUAAUAGCCAUGCUACAUAGCGGUACAUUUCAACUUCGCAAAUGGGCGGCCAACAAUCCGAAGCUGCUCGAAAACAUUCCAACAGAACACAAAGCAACACAUGGUGUGUUGCACCUCAACGCAAAGGAAACCAUAAAAACUUUGGGCCUAUCAUGGAACCCAGCGACUGACAAUUUCGAAUUCAAUCUAAAUUUUAAACUUCCAAGUGGUGGCGCCACAAAACGGAGCAUUUUGUCAACUACAGCGCGUUUAUUCGAUCCGCUCGGCUGGGUUAAUCCGGUAAUAGUUACAGGGGAAAUCAUCAUGCAACAAUUAUGGUCAUUGAAACUUGGCUGGGAUACACCAGUGCCAGGCGAUAUACAAACUCCUUGGAAGCGGUUUAUAGAGGAGCUACCUAAUAUCUCCCAAAUACGUCUUCCACGUUGGUUGGAUACUGGUGCCACUAAUCCGGCUAAGGAGCUACACGUGUUCUGCGACGCGUCUACACUUGCAUAUUCAGCAACAGCCUAUCUACGAGCGCGCGAUGAUGGCGGAAAAUGGUGCACCAGUCUACUACUGGCGAAGUGCAAGGUUGCCCCCAUUAAACCGAAAAUUACUAUCCCACGAGCGGAGUUAUGUGGAGCGCUUCUUGCAGCAAGGCUUGUUCAGUUUUUGCAGAGACACCUGCGCCUUCCUAUCGAUAAUUCACGCAUACAUUUUUGGACGGAUUCAAUGAUUGUUUUGGGAUGGAUUCGUGGAGAUCCCAAUCGUUGGAAAAUUUUCGUAUCUAAUCGUAUCAAUAAAAUUUUGGAAGUUUCGGAGGAAGGUCAGUGGCGAUACGUUGCAUCAGAGGAUAAUCCGGCUGAUUGUUCUAGUCGAGGACUAAGUUCACUGAAACUAGCGCGAUAUCAGUUAUGGUGGCGCGGACCAUCUUGGCUGAGUUUACCAGCAAGUGAAUGGCCAAAUCACAAUAUUACUGAAAACGUUACUGUUAAAUCUGAGGAAUGUCAAGCGAAGUAA